UGUCCCUAAUAAUAAAGUGGAAAGAGACUAGGGAGCAGUGGAUACCAAUCAUCACACUACCACUAAGAUUCAAAGAGCCAAAGCAUAAAUUGAGUUGGGAGCCUCGUUUUCUAUCCAUGUGUAUGAUCUCUAAUCUAACUAUGGCAAGAAUGGGCUUGCACCACGCCACUGCGAGACUACCAUUCAUCUUAGUGCUAUUAUCAGUCAUGCUUAGCCAUAUGGUGGCAGAUCCAGCCAAAGACAGAGAGGAGUGUCAACAGCAGCUUGUGGGGAUGGCAACAUGUCUGCCUUACGUUGAUGGUGAAGCGACAGCACCUACACCGGACUGUUGUAAUGGUCUCAAACAAGUCCUAAAGAACAACAAGAAAUGCUUGUGUGUUAUCAUCAGAGAUCGUAAUGAUCCAGACCUGGGACUACAGAUCAAUGUAACACUCGCUUUGGGCUUGCCUUCUAUUUGCCAUGCGCCUGCUAACGUCUCCAACUGUCCCGUGAUUCUACACAUGGAUCCUAAUUCACCGGAAGCUCAAGUUUUCUAUCAACUGGGAAGGUCUUCGAAUCGAAGCACGAGCAGUCCUGCUCCUACUCCUACGGUUGGUGGGGAGACUAGUGGCCAAGAUAAGAAUGAUGGUUGCUGCAGCAGAAAAAAGAAAUGGUUUGGACAGGAUAUUUUUGCUGGACGCUUCUUAAUCUGGUGUUUCAUCAGUUCACACUUGUUCAUAUAGGCACUUGAAUUGUCGCUCUUCAAUUACUACGGCCUUUGAUUCUGCUGUUAUGUAGUUGGUUGUAUUUGUCAAUAUCCCAGCCAACAUUUAUAUGAGUUUUUCCUAGCUAGAUGGUGUCAUUUUA
Messenger RNA from Carya illinoinensis, 846 nucleotides. Its product is annotated as non-specific lipid transfer protein GPI-anchored 14-like. Lineage: Eukaryota; Viridiplantae; Streptophyta; Magnoliopsida; Fagales; Juglandaceae. The record is from RefSeq and is a predicted model, not a curated record. Bases 117 to 722 code for a protein of 201 amino acids. The transcript is spliced from 3 exons.